Messenger RNA from Penicillium soppii, 837 nucleotides. RefSeq lists its product as uncharacterized. Bases 1 to 837 code for a protein of 278 amino acids. Lineage: Eukaryota; Fungi; Ascomycota; Eurotiomycetes; Eurotiales; Aspergillaceae. The transcript is spliced from 2 exons. The record is from RefSeq and is a predicted model, not a curated record.
AUGUCUAUCAUUUUCAAUGCCCUCCCUCUGCCGCCUAUCCCUGAAUUUGGCGAGCCCUUUUAUCGCUCGGCUGAGCAGGCUAUUGAGGCUAUUAAUAUGCACGCCCAGCCCCAGGGCUUCGCAGUUUCAAAGCGAGGCUCCCAGCCUAAAAGGGUUCGAAUUCAAUGCGCCCGAAGUAGGGCUUACAAAGCCCAAAAGACCACUAAUCAUCAAUCGACUACCCGAUCAACCGAAUGCCCAUACCGUGCCACCCUCCACCUACGUUCCGAUCCCGAUAUUACCAGCAAUCAUGGGCUUUGGGAUAUCCAGAUUGUUGAAAGUGGCCAUAAUCAUGAUCGACAACCAGGUCAUACCUUUGCUAUCCACCAGACAAGGCAGAUCGAUCGGUUUAGAAUCCAAGUCAUUGCUGGAAUUCAUCAAGGUUCCUCUCCAUCUAUGAUAUCACAAGGAAUCAAGAAUCAAUGUGAGGCAAUAGGCGAAGAAUUCACCCUUAAUCCUGAUAGGAUUGGGCGUUUUAUAUUCGAUUAUCGGCAAUCGGAUUUAGGAGGUUAUUCGCAGAUUCAAAACCUACUAAAGCAAGACAAUGAUCAAUGGAUUAUUCACUACGAUGUGGAUACAGACGACCAAUUAACUGCGGCAUUCUUAGUCCACCGUAGUUCGAUUGAAUUACUUCGGAGCAAUCCCUUUUUUCUAUGGAUGGACUGCACCUACAAAACCAACCGAUAUCACUUCCCGCUACUUGAUAUUAUCGGCGAGUCUUCGGUCGGUGCUACGUUGGCUAAAAGGGCUAUUGGAUCAGCAGCAGAUCCCGUACCCAAGGACAAUUAUGACCGAUAA